AUGCAUCUCAUGGAGAUCCAGCGCCAGCAAAGCCUCCACAGGCCACAUCCGAAGAAGCUAGCAAUCUUCAUGCGGCACUUCCACUGGGCGAUUGGGGGCCGAGUUACGCUGACAGAGAACAUUUGGAUCGAGCGUGGUUUGGUCGAUGGUGCCCUGAGCACGGUGAGAGACAUUUUCUGGAAACCUGGUGCCAAUUGGCAAGCAAAGGAGCCCCCAAUCGCCAUCCUCGUGUGUUUUGACCACUACAAUGGGCCAGCCGUCGCCUGCGUCAAUGGAGAGAUCUUGACGCCCAUCUUUCGUUCCAGGCACGAGUUCUACCGCGGUGCCGCCAUGUGA
Cladophialophora immunda is the source of this 336-nucleotide messenger RNA. RefSeq lists its product as uncharacterized. The coding region runs from base 1 to 336 and encodes 111 amino acids. The record is from RefSeq and is a predicted model, not a curated record. The transcript has a single exon. NCBI's taxonomy places the organism in Eukaryota, Fungi, Ascomycota, Eurotiomycetes, Chaetothyriales, Herpotrichiellaceae.